UAAAACAUUUGCUCGGAGUGGCCUUGACGUUCGUCCUGAAUGCUGGGUAGUAGGAGCUGUUUGUGAAGAGUUUAAGCUAUUAUUUUCCAUCGUCAAUUGAAGUGUUUUCUUUUUUUCCCCUGGCUUAAGACCAAGGAUGGAGACCAUUGUUCGUCGCUGCCCAUUUUUGGCGCGUGUAUCACAAGCAUUUCUGCAGAAAGCUGGGAAGUCGCUUGUAUUUUAUGCAACAAAUUGCCCUGUGAUGAUGGAACUUGCAAGUAGACCUCUUGCUCGUACACUUGGUACUUCGGCAGCCCAAUGCCAGCGAACAGUGGAGACUACGCCACCUGAAUCUUCUAAGGCACACCAUGAGGCCUCUUCUAAAGAAAAAAUAUUGCCACCUGAACAUCCAGUUACCUCUGGUUGUCCAGUGACAGCCUCUAAAUGCCCUUUCUUGGCAGCAGAAAUGAGCCAAGGAAGUAGUAAUGUGUUCCGAAAAGCAAGCUUAGAAUUGCAAGAGGAUGUCAAGGAAAUGCAAGCUGAGAGAAAAGAGACGGCUGAAACUACAGUUAACCCAACUGUGAUCAAUAUCUCGAAGGAUGAUGAGCAUAAACCCAGAGACCUUUUAAAAGAUCUGUUAAAACAGCGCCCUACGAGAGUUUCUCAUCUCUUGCAGGAUAAUAUGCCUAAAUCCAUAACCAGUUUCCAAUAUGAUAAAUUCUUUGAAAAAAGGAUUGAUGAGAAAAAGAGUGAUAGCACAUAUCGGGUAUUUAAAACUGUUAAUCGAAGAGCUGAUAUAUUUCCAAUGGCUGAUGAUUAUUCUGAAUCACUGGUUUCCAAGAAGGCGGUUUCUGUAUGGUGUAGUAAUGAUUAUUUGGGAAUGAGUCGUCAUCCUCGUGUAGUUCGGUCAAUCAUGGAUACUCUACGGCUACAUGGUGCAGGAGCAGGUGGCACUCGGAACAUCUCUGGCACCAGCAAAUUUCAUGUAGAUUUGGAAUAUGAGCUUGCACACCUUCAUGGCAAGGAUUCUGCUCUGUUGUUCUCCUCCUGUUUUGUGGCAAAUGACUCCACUCUUUUUACUCUUGCGAAAAUGCUGCCAGGUUGUGAAAUUUAUUCUGAUUCUGGAAAUCAUGCCUCAAUGAUUCAAGGUAUUCGGAAUAGUGGAGUACCGAAGUUUGUUUUUCGACAUAAUGAUGUUAAUCAUCUUAGGGAGCUUUUGAAAAAGUCUGAUCCUUCAACUCCAAAAAUUGUUGCCUUUGAGACUGUACACUCUAUGGAUGGAGCAGUUUGUCCUUUGGAGGAAAUGUGUGAUGUUGCCCAUGAAUUUGGAGCUGUCACGUUUGUUGAUGAGGUGCAUGCUGUAGGACUUUAUGGUACACGUGGUGGGGGAAUAGGAGACCGUGAUGGUGUUAUGCACAAAAUGGAUAUCAUAUCUGGAACUCUAGGAAAGGCAUUUGGCUGUGUUGGAGGAUAUAUAGCCAGCACAACUGCUCUUGUGGACACUGUGCGAUCCUAUGCUGCUGGUUUUAUAUUCACUACUUCUUUGCCACCUAUGCUGUUGGCUGGUGCCAGAGAGUCUGUUCAGAUACUAAAAAGUGAAGAAGGGCGUUCCCUGAGGCGCAAACAUCAACGCAAUGUGAAACUUCUAAGGCAGAUGCUUAUGGAUGCUGGUCUCCCAGUAGUACAUUGUCCAAGUCACAUCAUUCCAAUUAGAGUUGCUGAUGCAGCUAAGAACACAAAGAUUUGUGAUUUGCUUAUGAGCAAAUACAAUAUAUAUGUACAGGCCAUCAACUACCCAACAGUUCCUCGUGGAGAAGAACUUCUACGCAUUGCCCCAACACCUCACCAUACCCCACAAAUGAUGGAGUUUUUUACUGAGAAACUACUGACAACCUGGAGAGAGGCUGAUUUAGACCUGAAGCCCCACUCAUCUGCUGAAUGCAAUUUUUGUAGAAGGCCUCUUCACUUUGAUGUGAUGAGUGAAAGGGAGAAGUCCUACUUCAGUGGGUUGAGCAAACUUGUGUCUGUAAAAGCUUGAACACUUAAUGUUACCACUUGUCUUUUGACAUGCUCUCUGUAUGCAAGUUACUACAACUAUGAUUAAAUGAAAACUAUUAAAUGCACCCUAGUAUCAAAGCAA
Polypterus senegalus (gray bichir) is the source of this 2119-nucleotide messenger RNA. RefSeq names its product aminolevulinate, delta-, synthase 1 (gene alas1). The coding region runs from base 137 to 2017 and encodes 626 amino acids. Gene Ontology annotation, biological process: hemoglobin biosynthetic process; erythrocyte development; heme biosynthetic process. NCBI's taxonomy places the organism in Eukaryota, Metazoa, Chordata, Cladistia, Polypteriformes, Polypteridae. The record is from RefSeq and is a predicted model, not a curated record. Gene Ontology annotation, molecular function: 5-aminolevulinate synthase activity; pyridoxal phosphate binding. The transcript is spliced from 11 exons. Gene Ontology annotation, cellular component: mitochondrial matrix; mitochondrion.